CGGCUCGUCCCCUAGGGACCCGCCACGGCGCGGCCCGGGUGGGCGCCAUCUGCGCGCUCUGCGCCCCUGCCCUCGUCCGCCCUCCACACCGCGACCCCGGCCGAGGGCCCGAGCAGCCGCGGGGCGCUUUAGCGCGGGGCGAGCGGGGCCGCCGCGCCGCCCGCCGCCAUGGAGCUCGGGCUGCCUGGCGGUCCCGGGCCCGCCGAGCCGGGGCCUCGCUUGCGCGGCUUGCGCGGCGAGGACCGAGCGGCCUCGGCCUCCUCAGUGAGCCAGGCCGAGGCCGAGGCCGGGCGCCGCGCUCCGUCCGUGGCGGCCGUGUUGCCGGCGGGGGGGAGCGGGGAGCGGAUGGGCGUCCCCACCCCGAAGCAGUUCUGCCCCAUCCUGGAGAGGCCGCUCAUCAGCUACACCCUGCAGGCCCUGGAGAGAGUAUGUUGGAUAAAGGACAUUGUCGUGGCAGUAACUGGAGAGAACAUGGAAGUGAUGAAGGAUAUUAUUCAGAGGUACCAGCAUAAACACAUCUCACUAGUUGAAGCUGGAGUGACCCGCCACAGGUCAAUUUUCAAUGCACUGAAAGCACUGGCAGAGGAUCAGCCCAAUUCUAAGCUCGCUAAGCCAGAAGUGGUGAUUAUCCACGAUGCUGUGAGACCAUUUGUUGAGGAAGGCGUCCUCCUUGAAGUUGUCAUAGCUGCUAAGGAACAUGGGGCAGCAGGAGCAAUUCGACCUCUUGUAUCUACUGUCAUCAGUCCAUCUGUUGAUGGUUGCUUAGACUACUCACUAGAACGUGCCAGACACAGGGCAAGUGAAAUGCCACAAGCCUUUCUAUUUGAUGUGAUCUAUGAAGCAUAUCAGCAGGUUGAGAUCUACUUGAAGAUAAUCAGUUUGACCUGGAGUGAAUUGGAGAACUCCCCAUUCUUGGGAAAGGCGAAGUGUAGUGACUAUGACUUGGAAUUUGGAACUGAGUGUUUGCAAUUGGCUCUAAAAUACUGUCACACGAAAGCCAAACUUGUAGAAGGAUCACCUGAUCUGUGGAAGGUGACCUACAAACGAGAUCUGUAUGCAGCUGAAUCGAUUAUUAAGGAAAGAAUUUCACAACAGAUUUGCAUAGUUAUGGAUGCAAAAGAAGAUGAAGAGCAUUUAGGUCAUUGUCUUGAAGAAAUGCUAAGAAAAGAAUUAAAUCAUGUAAAAGUCACAUCUGGGGCUCUGUGUCAUGCUGACAGACAUCUUCAACAAAUCAUCUUAGAGCCAUGCUACAAUUUUGUUUGUGUGAAUGUUAUGACCUCUGAUUUUGAAGAAACCCAGAAAUUACUGAAUAUGCUCGAAAAGAGUAAUCUUUCCAUUUUAUAUCCUGUUGUUGUUAUUUCAGUGCAUUUUCUUGAUUGUAAAUCAGUACCUUUUGGUCAGAAAAUGGAACACCUAAUGCAGAUUAGAGAAUUAGCAAAGGAAGUGAAAAAAAGAAAUAUUUUAUUAUGUGGCCUUCUCAUAUAUUACCCACAGGAUAAGCAGAGGCUACAGGAAAGUUUAAGGCAAGGUGCCGCUAUUAUUGCCACUUUAAUCAAAGAAAGAAAUGCUGGACUUGUUGGUCAGCUAUUGAUAGCGUGAAGAACACAGAAAAUUACCUACUGAAUUUUUAGAAAUGUUUACCUACGUAUCUCUUUUGUGCUUCCCUCCCUAUUGUAUGUGGUAGAAUAUUUAAGUUUUGUUAUAUCUCAUAAUUUGUAGAUGUGACACUUGGGUUAUAAAAGUGGAUCAAUGCUUAUAUCUGUGAAAUAAAAAUUUACUUUUGUGCAUGUCAAAUAUAAAUUGCCUGAAUCAGAAAAGGAUAAGUGGAAAAUAAUACCCUUCACAUAAUCUUUUCACAGAGGCAUGAAAGAUCAAACAGAAAUGAUAAUGGGUGAGCUAAUCCUCCAAGGAAUGAGAAUUUAGAAAGCUUCAACUAUUAUCUCUGUGUUAAUUAGUAAAUCACCCUAUAAUGAACCUAAUAGAGAGGAUUCAGGAUUAUUCCUAAUUCUAAAAUUGUCCUCUUGUGAUGUGAUAUUUUGACUUGUAUUCUAAUUUUCUACACCAUAAAGAAAAAAAAACAGGAGCUAACAGGGAACUCGGGUUCAGAUAUCUUCACCAUUGGCCUCACAUUGCUCUAGAUCCCUAAAGCAGAUGUCAUUUCCUCCUGCUUUUUACUAUUUUAAAAUUGUAUGUUUUCCUUGGUUGAUGAAAUAUAAAAUUUUGACUUACUUAAAAGGUCUCUGAUUUUUCUGAAUAAAUUUAAAGGACUAGAAAGCUUCAUAAAAGUGAAAUUAUUUUGGUCAAUCCCACGUCUUCUUCUAAAAGGCAGGAGUCAAUGCACCUCCAAGAAUUAAGUUAAUUCUUCUUUUGAUACAGACACUGCUGUGUUUUUAAAUCAAGUUCUUAUUCUUUCAAAUUUCCACUGGUGUAUACAUCUUAAAUAUUGAUGAUUUUCUCUUAUAUUACAUUUUACAAUAUGUACAUCCAGUCAUUAGAGAUGCCUUUUAUUGUAUAUAUAUACAUUGACCUUAUAAAAGCACAUUUGAUGAGAUUCUUCCAGGGCUUAGGCUGCAUGUGGAAACUAUAAAAGUUGCAUGAAAGGUUUUCAGUUAAAGGUAGACUUUGCAAUAUCUACCUUGUGCAAUUUCUUCUUAACAUGCUGGAUGAUUUUACCUAUAUUUCUCAAGUAUUUACAUUAAUAAAAGAGUUUAUAUUUUACAUUUAAGUAAUAGUAGAAUAUAAUGGACAUGGAGUAAUUAUUGCAAUUCAUUCUCUUAAAUGUGUUGUUUGAAUGUAGGCUUAGAUCUAAAUUCCUGGGCUUGCCAUUUUUGCUCUCUAUCCAGGGAUGUUAAGAAUAUAAAAUAAAUCAUUUAAUUCGAAAUCUUGAGUAUGAAAAUACAUGGGCAAUGUGUGGAUUUUUGUUAGAAUGUUUAUGUCGUUGUCAAGGGGAGUUGGCUGUGUUGUGAAAGAUCCACACAGCGCGCCUGUUGAAGUCUUCAGGUGAAAAUGUUUUAAGAUUUGAAAGUGCUCAUAAAGGUAAAAGGGAAAAUGUUAUCGAGGUUUUAAAGAGAGGGUGAGUGCUUUUAAGUGCACGGUAGGAAACUGGGCAUAUCCAUGGCACAGCAAAAUCGCUGUGUCUAUUGAGUGCUGGCUGAGUUACCUUCGAUUUCAACUUAAUAAUGGAAUGUUAUGCCAAACUAGAAUUUAUCCUGGAGCAACUAGUAUGACUUUCCUAGGUGAUUGGAAACAUUUAGUGUAAUGAGGUUUAGUUAAUAAAAUAUUAAAUUGUGAAAUCAUCA
Molecule: messenger RNA, 3299 nt
Organism: Diceros bicornis minor
Lineage: Eukaryota; Metazoa; Chordata; Mammalia; Perissodactyla; Rhinocerotidae
Gene: CRPPA
Product: CDP-L-ribitol pyrophosphorylase A
Exons: 11
Coding region: 169-1599 (476 amino acids)
Biological process (GO): isoprenoid biosynthetic process; protein O-linked glycosylation via mannose
Cellular component (GO): cytosol
Molecular function (GO): D-ribitol-5-phosphate cytidylyltransferase activity
Source: RefSeq, a predicted model, not a curated record